Molecule: messenger RNA, 1828 nt
Organism: Cuscuta campestris
Lineage: Eukaryota; Viridiplantae; Streptophyta; Magnoliopsida; Solanales; Convolvulaceae
Source: the annotation of a GenBank genome assembly
CGAAUCCGGGAGUAGUUAUUUUGUUUAGAAAGAGACAAUGUUUAUAGCAAUAUAAGAGCAGCACACUCCAAAUUGAAGUGCGUAUUAUUUCAAUUUACAUUGAAGAAGGGGUGUGAUACCGACGGUAAUUGAAAAGGAUCGGCGAUUGUGAAGUGUAGCGGAGGGAUGGCGUUCACUGCGGCGGAGCAGCAGAAGCUGAAUAAAGGGAUAGCGGAGUUCUACGACGAGUCUUCGGGGAUGUGGGAAGACAUAUGGGGAGACCACUUGCACCAUGGGUUCUACGACCACAACAUCUCCGGCGGUGUUUCCCUCCCCGACCACCGCGCCGCUCAGAUCCGCAUGAUCGAAGAGGCCCUUCGUUUCGCCUCCCUUUCCGGCUUUCUCUCUUCCCUUUUAUAUGUAUACGGUUUUUUUCUUUUCCUCCUCCUCACUUCUCUUAGCGAUCCAUACUUCCUUGCCUUCAUUUUAUCUAUCUCGACUCCAUCUUCUCUCCUAUCUCUUUCGGUCAAGAUGAAGAAAGCUAUGUCCAAGGCCAACAAGUUCUUUGAUGGCGGCAAGAAGUCUAAAGAGGAGGAAAAUGUCUCCUCCAUCACUGAGCCUCAACUUAGAGAGAUGAGGGAGAUGAUCCCCCUCGGCUACAAGGUCCGUCCCGCUAACGAGACCACUUUGGAGUCGAACCAUAACCCUUCCCGUCCCCUUAUCGUCCACUACAAUUUGGUAAAGAUGGGAUGGUGUUUUCCCAUCCAUCCCUUGUUGGUGGAAAUUUGCAAUCGUUACUCCAUUCCCCAUGGCCAAAUCUCUUCCAACUCCCAUGAAUCCAUCUUCUGUUUUAUGGCUCAAUCCCACAAGAAGGGUAUCGAGCCUAGCCUGGACCUUUUCUUUUCUCUCUUCCGCCCUCACAAGUAUGACCGUGAUGGGGGCAGGGGCUUCGUGAGCUUCACGGCUUGGAUGGACAUGCAAUUUCUCGAAAGCCCGUCUGACAAGAUAGACGAUUGGUUCUGCCGCUUCUUUGUGGUGAUGGCCCCCGAGGGUCUUCCUUUUCCCAAUGUGUGGAGGAAAAAGGAAGAUAAAUUCCCGUCUUAGACCUUUCCUCCACGCUCUCCCGCCCUUGAGGAGAUCUUCAAACUCCUCCUCAAGAACGGCCACCCGGUUCUCCGCAACCUCAUUUCCAAGAACUGUUACUUUCGGGGUCUUGGGUUUUGGGUGCACCCCGAUGCUCUCCUUCAAGCAAUAUCUGGGAACACCGUUUCUUCGUGGGCUCCUCCACCCAAGACCACACGGUUGCGUCAGGGAUCACGGCGAUCCUCCUGGAGAGAUCCCUCUCCAAAGGAGGAUAUUGAAGGAAAAGAGAUUGGGACCGCCACUGGAGACCCAACCCUUCAAGGCGGUCCACCAAGAUGAGGAGAUGGAUGACUCUAAGGACGACAACAGCUUCUAUCAUUUUUCUCAUGGGCUCUUAAGGGCCCAAAUUUUAUCCCAGGCGUGCCACAAACCUCUCUCUAUGGCAGGGGGGUUUCUUCUUCUCCUCAUCCUGCUGGUUCGAUGGGUUCUCAUCCCCAUUGGAGUGGGAUCCAUCCCAUUGGUCGGGCCACUGGUUCACAGGGGUUCCUUGAACCGCCCCACGUUCAAGUGGAUGGCCUUGGGCUCCAUUGCAGCCUGGAAUUAUCUUGGCACUUUUCCCCCUCCUUCGGCUGUGGUAGGGAAGAUGUCAUGUAACAGUCUAAUUCGUAUAACCCAGAAUUACACGUAUUAAGGUGAAACCGGAGUUAAAUAAAAAUUUCGCUUGACAUUUGAAAAUGACAAUUACUUAUAAAUGUUAAAUUUAUCG